AAUCAAGUUUUCAACGAGAUGGACAGAGAAACUAAGCAGAACAACCUGGGUUCUCUUACCUCUUUUUCUUCGAAUUGGGUUCCAUCAAAUAGGUCCAUUUCUAAAGGAAGACGCCGCGGACUGAACUUGACUGCUAAGUUAACAGCGACCAAACACAAGAGACACGACUGCUACGAGUCCGUCCAACCGGAAGUUGAACAAAAUUACGAAUCGUUUGAAAGCAUUAAACGAAAGGGCGUUUUGCACGGUCGGUUUCAAGUCUUUGGACAUCAGAAUGUGGGCAAGGAAACGUUGAUAUCAAAUAUACUUCUGAGGGGGUCCAGUGUCAAGCAGGAUAAUUUAGGUUAUCUAACUAUUCACACAAAGGAUGCUAUUAUUUCAUUGAAAAACAUGGAAAAGAAAUCAAAUACGAAUGAUUCCCGUGUAGAAUGCGACGGCGCACUAGCUCCGCCACAACAGGAUGUUUGCGUGGUGAUGUUUUCCCUCAUGAACAGGUCCUCCUUUCAGUACGCCAAACGGAAAGUCCAGGACCUGAGGUGUCAACACAACGGAAAAAUUGCCAUCUUACUCCUUGGGAACAAAGCAGACGCCAUCCAGAGUAGAAGAGUACCUAGCAAAGAAGCCGGUCUUGUUGCAAGAAUCCAUGAAUGUCAGUACUUGGAGACCGCGGUCAUUUAUCCGCAGAGCGUUACAUCAAUCCUGGGUAAACUAAUGGACUCUGUUCAAAGCCGCGACCAGGAGGAGACGUCGGUUUUACGUAACAUUCAAAGAUGUGUGCGACGGUGUUUUCUGCUCCGAUUCUUCAAAAGACUGACGCAAUGAUGACAUCAUACAUCGAAUUAUUUCGUCUGAUAUUUUCAUCGGAAAAUCCAUAAUGAAAAUUGAAUUUUGUAUCUGAAAAUAAAGUUGUUAAUAAUUGCUAAUAAAAUCACUAUAACAUGCGUAA
Magallana angulata is the source of this 946-nucleotide messenger RNA. Its product is annotated as GTP-binding protein Di-Ras2-like. Gene Ontology annotation, molecular function: GTP binding; GTPase activity. The record is from RefSeq and is a predicted model, not a curated record. Lineage: Eukaryota; Metazoa; Mollusca; Bivalvia; Ostreida; Ostreidae. The transcript is spliced from 4 exons. The coding region runs from base 19 to 822 and encodes 267 amino acids.